UUUACGGUAAGAUGGAAAGGGACAAUAAAGCUGAAGAUAUGGAUAUAACAACAGCAGAAGGAAAUCUCUUAGAGCAACCCAAAGAAGUAACGGUACCUGCUCGUAACCCAUUGAUAAAGAUGCGUACAUAUGUACUUGCGCUUCGGCCGUGGUCACUGAGUGCCAGUUUAUUACCUACAUUACUUGGCGCUGCAUUAGCCUACCGUCUGCCUGGAGAGACCGGCUUCAGUUGGCUCACUCUGCUGCUCACACUAUGCACCGUGAUUCUAGUACAUGGAGCCGGUAACGUCGUGAACACAUACUUUGAUUUUGUUAAAGGAAUUGAUAACCGCAAAUCAGAUGACAGGACAUUGGUGGACCACAUUCUAAGUGUAGAUGAAAUUGUUUCCCUGGGUGCUAUUUUAUAUUUCGCCGGGUGCGCAUUUUUUGUUCCUCUCAUUAUAUCAUCACCAGCUCGAAUGGAACAUCUUGCUCUAGUUUAUUUUGGCGGAUUGUCAUCUUCAUUUUUAUAUACUGGAGGCAUUGGUUUGAAGUAUAUAGCUCUCGGAGACAUUCUAGUUUUAGUUAUAUUUGGGCCAGUGUCAGUAGUGUUUUCAUUUCUGGCACAAACAGGGCGAGUUGAUUGGCAAAUUAUUUCCUAUGCAGUACCACUAGCGUUGAACACAGAGGCAAUAUUACACAGCAAUAACACAAGAGACUUGGAGACAGAUUGCAAAGCAGAGAUUGUGACCUUGGCAAUAUUGAUUGGGAGAACUGCAUCUUAUUUUUUGUAUGCAUUUUUGUUGUUUAUUCCAUACAUAAUGUUUGUUGUUGCAUCAGUCAGAUGUUCUUUUUGGUUCCUACUACCAAUCUUAACACUUCCUAGAGCAUUUGAAAUUGAAAGGAGGUUUAGAAAUCCAGACACCAUGCGCUGUGUUCCUAGGCAGACAGCUAGGCUGAACUUUUAUUUUGGUAUGCUGUAUAUGAUCUCCUGCUUAUUUGCUAAGAGACUUCCUUUCCUGUUGAGGUAGUAUAGUCAAAAUGCUUAAUUUUAUGCUAUUAUAUCAGUAUUUCAACAUUUUAAUUUAAGAAUAGGCUCAUUCAUUCAUGCAAGUAAUGAGCUUAUGCAUUCACAAAAAAGGAUUGUGCUUUAUAGAAAUAAGGUGGCACAAGCAUAGAAUAAUAAACAAUUUGAAUUAGCAUAUAUCUGAUUCCUAACACCACUAUUAUGUUAAUAUUGUGUGUUGCCUAUGGGAUGCUAGUGUGAUCGUGACCUGAUAAGUCUUCAGAAAUAUCAGUUGACAAUGAAUGUUACACGAGACAAGGAUAUGGGUCUUGCUUAUGAAUAACUACCUCUUCAUGUUAAUAUAAGAUGUGUGUGUGACAAAAUGUACAUUAUUUGUGGUAUGUUAAAUAUGUAAUGUUAAAGGAUUUGUAAGAUAAAUGCUGGGAUAUAUUUAUUAAAUUAGGUACAUUAUUUUGUAUGAAAUCUCACAAUCAAUGUCUAUGACAAUAAUAAUUUAUAUUUUAAUUCUCAAGUUGAAUAUAUGUAUAGUUUACAUUUA
This is a messenger RNA of Plodia interpunctella (Indianmeal moth), 1544 nucleotides long. It is a transcript of the gene heix, whose product is annotated as heixuedian. Bases 12 to 1010 code for a protein of 332 amino acids. Gene Ontology annotation, biological process: vitamin K biosynthetic process; menaquinone biosynthetic process. Gene Ontology annotation, molecular function: prenyltransferase activity. The transcript has a single exon. Gene Ontology annotation, cellular component: endoplasmic reticulum; Golgi membrane. The record is from RefSeq and is a predicted model, not a curated record. NCBI's taxonomy places the organism in Eukaryota, Metazoa, Arthropoda, Insecta, Lepidoptera, Pyralidae.